UUCGACAUCCAGACCAAAACCAAUAAGACAAGUCAAAGUACACAAGGAUGUGCUGCCCACUCCUCUGAUCACCCACCUCAAAAUUAUAGAGAGAGUAUUACAAGUUGAAUUAAUAGAGAUUUAAUUGCUUUAACUAAAUCAAAUGCAAUACAAGGCGGCGGCCAAACGGGUUUAAAUACUAGUGAAAGGGAGGAGAGAAAUCAUUCCUUGAGUGUCUUACAAUUCACACAACACAUAGAGGCGAGAGAACGCGCGAGAUUUCUUUAUACAAGUCAAAACUCUCUCUAUACACACUAACCAUGAGAGACCUCAAGGAAUAUGAUUACCCUGCUCUGUUGCUCAACCUUUCCACCACCAGCCUCAACAAGGCCCAGCGGCGUUGGCGUAUUGCCUACGCUGCCAUCUACUCUGCGAGAGCUAUGCUUUCCCUCGUCAAGGAGAUAGUUCCCCGGAGGAUUGAUCCCAAAUCCUCUGAUGCCUCCCUCUCCCUCUCCUACACUCCCCUCGAGUCCGGUGAUGGAGCAAUGAUCAACUCUAUGCCUCUCUCUUACGUACCUGACAUCGAUCAGGAACGACUCGUGGAGAUCAUGAAGGGUAAGGACUUACCGGGCAUUCGAGCGCUGGGUGGAGUGGAGGGUAUCGCCGCUUCCCUUAGGACAAACGCCACCAAAGGAAUCCACGGGAAUGAGCAAGAGGUCAAUAGACGCCGUGACCUAUUUGGCUCUAACACCUACCACAAGCCACCGCCUAAAGGACUUCUCUUCUUUGUGUAUGACGCUUUCAAAGACACAACCAUCUUGAUCCUGUUGGCCUGCGCCGCUCUCUCCCUUGGCUUCGGUAUCAAAGAACACGGCCUCCAAGAAGGUUGGUAUGAAGGCGGAAGCAUCUUCGUAGCAGUUUUCUUGGUCAUAGUUGUCUCUGCUCUCAGCAACUUCAGGCAGGAGAGACAGUUUGACAAGCUCUCUAAGAUAAGCAAUAAUAUCAAAGUGGAAGUCCUUAGGGACAGCAGGCGUCAACAUAUCUCCAUCUUCGAUGUCGUUGUUGGUGAUGUUGUCUUCUUGAAGAUCGGAGAUCAGAUUCCUGCCGAUGGUCUGUUCUUAGAUGGACAUUCCCUUCAGGUGGACGAGUCUAGUAUGACAGGAGAGAGUGACCAUCUUGAAGUCGAUCACAAGGAUAAUCCCUUCUUGUUCUCUGGGACUAAGAUAGUCGACGGGUUUGCUAAGAUGCUGGUUUUGUCCGUUGGUAUGAGCACAACCUGGGGGCAGACGAUGAGCUCCAUAAACCAAGAUUCUAGCGAGAGAACACCUUUGCAGGUUCGUCUUGACACGCUGACCUCCACCAUCGGAAAACUUGGUCUCACGGUGGCUGCACUUGUCCUGGUAGUGUUAUUAGUCCGUUAUUUCACAGGGAACACAAAGAAAGAUGGUAAAAUAGAAUACAACGGGAGCAAAACACCUGUUGACUCUGUCGUCAACUCCGUUGUGCGAAUUGUGUCUGUUGCAGUCACCAUUGUCGUAGUGGCUAUCCCGGAAGGAUUGCCAUUGGCUGUGACCCUGACCCUGGCUUACUCCAUGAAGAGAAUGAUGUCUGAUCAAGCUAUGGUCAGAAAGCUCUCAGCCUGUGAGACGAUGGGCUCAGCCACAGUGAUAUGCACAGACAAGACAGGCACUUUAACACUGAACGAGAUGAAGGUUACCAAGUUUUGGCUUGGCCAAGAGUCGAUCCAUGAAGAUUCUACCCAAAUGAUCUCAUCCGACGUUCUUGAUCUGCUUUACCAAGGCACAGGUCUGAACACGACAGGUAGUGUCUGUGUGUCGGAUUCAGGGCCAACGCCUGAGUUCUCAGGCAGUCCAACAGAAAAGGCUCUCUUAUCUUGGACAGUGCUAAAUCUGGGUAUGGAUAUGGAGUCAGUGAAGCAAAAAUACGAUGUUCUCCGCGUUGAAACGUUCAAUUCGGCAAAGAAGCGAAGUGGAGUUUUGGUCCGGAGAAAAUCUGACAACACAGUCCAUGUGCACUGGAAAGGAGCCGCUGAAAUGGUCCUGGCUAUGUGUUCUCACUACUACACGAGCACUGGGUCCGUUGACUUAAUGGACUCCACUGCACAGAACAGAGUUCAGGCAAUAAUCCAAGGUAUGGCGGCCAGUAGCCUCAGAUGCAUAGCAUUCGCCCAUAAAGUAUCUUUGAAUAACUCAGGAUUAGAGGAAGACGGCUUGACCUUGAUGGGAAUUGUGGGUCUGAAAGAUCCCUGUCGGCCUGGUGUCUCAAAAGCUGUUGAAACUUGCAAACUUGCUGGGGUCACCAUCAAGAUGAUAACAGGAGAUAAUGUUUUUACUGCAAAAGCAAUAGCUUUUGAAUGCGGAAUCCUCGACCACAAUGACAAAGAUGAAGAGGAGGCUGUUGUGGAAGGUGUUCAAUUCAGAAACUAUACCGACGAAGAGAGGAUGCAGAAAGUUGAGAAGAUCCGGGUCAUGGCAAGGUCCUCUCCCUCCGACAAGCUUCUAAUGGUCAAAUGUCUGAGACUUAAAGGCCACGUGGUAGCCGUCACAGGGGAUGGUACCAACGAUGCACCUGCACUAAAAGAAGCAGAUAUUGGACUCUCCAUGGGAAUUCAGGGCACCGAAGUGGCAAAAGAAAGCUCAGAUAUUGUCAUUCUGGAUGAUAACUUCACAUCCGUUGCUACAGUAUUAAAAUGGGGAAGGUGUGUCUACAACAAUAUCCAGAAAUUCAUUCAGUUUCAGCUGACAGUGAACGUUGCAGCUCUUGUGAUCAAUUUUAUCGCAGCAGUUUCCGCUGGUGAGGUCCCUCUGACAGCAGUUCAACUGCUGUGGGUAAACCUCAUCAUGGACACUCUGGGAGCUCUGGCUCUUGCCACGGAGAGACCCACCAACGAGCUCCUGAAGCCAAAGCCAGUUGGCCGAACAGAGGCCCUGAUAACAAAUGUCAUGUGGAGGAAUCUCCUGGUUCAGUCAUUAUAUCAAAUAGCCGUACUCUUGAUCUUACAGUUCAAGGGUAUGUCUAUAUUCAAUGUGCGCAAGGAAGUGAAGGACACGCUCAUAUUCAACACUUUCGUGCUCUGCCAAGUUUUCAACGAAUUCAAUGCAAGGGAGAUGGAGAAGAAAAACGUGUUCAGAGGAAUUCACAGAAACAGAUUGUUCGUUGGAAUCAUAGCCAUCACUAUCGUGCUUCAAGUCAUUAUGGUGGAAUUCCUUAAAAAGUUUGCGGAUACAGUAAGGCUUAACGGGUGGCAAUGGGGAACUUGCAUAGCCAUUGCAUCUCUUUCCUGGCCAAUUGGAUUUUUCACAAAAUUCAUACCUGUUUCCGAGACACCGUUCCUCAGUUACUUUAAGAAUCCAAGAUCCUUAUUUAAGGUUUCACGAAGCCUAUCCCCUAAGAAACCUUGAGCAGCCUACUGUAACGGAUGCAGUUCUCUAGGGAUGGGUGGAUAGCUGAU
Brassica oleracea var. oleracea is the source of this 3451-nucleotide messenger RNA. Its product is annotated as calcium-transporting ATPase 12, plasma membrane-type. The transcript has a single exon. Gene Ontology annotation, biological process: calcium ion transmembrane transport. Gene Ontology annotation, cellular component: intracellular membrane-bounded organelle; membrane. Bases 300 to 3401 code for a protein of 1033 amino acids. Gene Ontology annotation, molecular function: ATP binding; P-type calcium transporter activity; ATP hydrolysis activity. NCBI's taxonomy places the organism in Eukaryota, Viridiplantae, Streptophyta, Magnoliopsida, Brassicales, Brassicaceae. The record is from RefSeq and is a predicted model, not a curated record.